Messenger RNA from Aspergillus steynii IBT 23096, 2457 nucleotides. RefSeq names its product glycosyltransferase. Bases 1 to 2457 code for a protein of 818 amino acids. The record is from RefSeq and is a predicted model, not a curated record. Gene Ontology annotation, molecular function: UDP-glycosyltransferase activity; hexosyltransferase activity. The transcript has 13 exons. Gene Ontology annotation, biological process: carbohydrate metabolic process. NCBI's taxonomy places the organism in Eukaryota, Fungi, Ascomycota, Eurotiomycetes, Eurotiales, Aspergillaceae.
AUGAUGCCCCGCCAACGAAUAACCCCCCUCGCAUUGUUGAACCUGAUUGCGAUCCAAGAUUCCCUGCAGGUCCAGACAACCCAAGAGCUUCUUUGCGGCAUGAAGGUAUGCCACCGUGCUGCAAUUGAGGGCCCAUUAGAGCACCAUGAUAGCGCCAAAACAAACCUUCAACCGCGCACUUCAGCCUUCAUCCAACAUUUUAUGCGUCCACGAGUACAAGCCCGUUUGGUGAACGUUGCCACGACCCCGAAAGAUACCCCAUCGAAAGAAGCACCACCGCGCACCCCCGACCACACGAAAGAAAACUUGCCUCUUGAUAUCGUUGUCAUGGUGGUAGACGACGAUAUCAACCCCUACUUAAUAAUCGCCAAACAACUACGUGAAAAGUCCCAUCGAGUCCGGAUUGGAACAUACUCUGCGCUGCGCAGUCGGAUUGAAGAAGAGGGUAUAGACUUCUACGGCAUUGACUGUGACUCAAGGUGGGACACUAUAAGUGUUGAAUUAUUAGCCCAGUCGCAUUCACAAUCACCCGAUCGCGAGGAACUAUCAGAGGUGCUGUUCGACACUUACCGAGGAUGCUGGGAGUCGUGCAUUGCACCGUACGGCGAAGCACAGGCCCCGUUUCUCGCGGACGCUAUUAUUGCCAGUCCAUUGCCCCAUGCUCAUAUCCAUUGCGCCACACGGCUUUCGGUUCCGCUUCACAUCAUGUCUACCACUCCAUGGACACCCACUAGGGCGUUUGCACAUCCACAUACCAGAGCUUCGAGAGAGGGGGGCGACAUGGAAGACGCGGAUAUAUCACAUUUACUGUCUUAUGCGAUGGUUGAGGAGUCGAUUUGGAAUACGAUCAUUGACCCCAUUAAUCGGUUCCGGCGCGACAUACUUGGGCUGAAGACGCUAUCGAAAGAGGUCGCAGGACGGUUGUUAAGUGACUUCGAGGUUCCGCACACGUACUUGUUUUCUCGGUCGAUUGUCCACGAACCUAGGGACUGGGAUCAUUCUCAUAAUGUCGCUGGCUACAUCACCGAGCCAGUUGGGUCAACAACCUAUGAAAAUGCAGACCUUCAACGUUUUCUCGCCAAUUCCGAAAAGGCGAUUUUCUUCAAUGUUGAUCUUGAGAAUGUCAUAAACCUUAACUCUAUCAAACUGUUCAUUCAAGAGGGAGUAAAACAUGGACUUACUUUUGUCCUUCCGGAAAGCUACACUCAUCUGGUACCUUAUGACAAUAACGGCUCGGCUUUCAUCGCUUCCUCCAUACCCGACCACGUUAUCCUCCCCAAAGUGACUGCAGUAAUACAUGACGGAAGCACCAAGUCAAUUACGGCAGCUCUUCAGCACGGAAAGCCGAGUGUUGUUCUACACAGCGCUCCAGAAGGAGAGUUCUGGGGAUCAGCCCUUUCCAGAAACGGCGCGGGUGCUGCCCUGCCCGUAUCUGACAAAGUCUCUCCAACAAGCUUCAUUGAGAGUGUAUUAUUCUGCUUACGACCUGACAUUCAAGAGGGUGCACGGUGUCUGCAACGAGCGGUAACAACUGAGAAUGGCGUUAAAAAAGCUGUCGAGCUGUUCGAUCGGAGCGUAUCCCCACAUACCAAAAAUUGCAACAUUGCGAAAGACCUCUUGGCGGGAUGCCGAGUUCGCUCUCAGCCAUCAAUACGUCUAUCUGCUGCAGUGACGUCCGUCUUACUGGAAGAGCAACUGAUUGACCCAGAAGACCUUAGUCUAAUACGACCCCAACUCUACGGCAUGGAUUCUGAAGAAACUUGUGACUCACAUAAGUCUGCGAAAGCCUACUUUGGGUAUUUCGGCAAGGCCGCCAAGGAGAUUGUGUCGGCCUCAGAUAUAGUUGGCGCACUUGACGGGCUGUGGAGAAAGCCUGCGCCCCAGAAUGACAAAGAGACCAAAGGGGACCCUCACAUGUCGGAGGUAAUAGCUAGAGAGGUCGGGGUAGGCACUGCCAAACUCUUGGGAAAUAUCGCGUUCUUGCCAUUCACGACCACUGCCCUUGCCGUCAACACUGUCCUGUAUAGCGCGAAAAGCGCCAAGACGUAUAUCUCCGAUCGUCACGUCAAAGAGCGCCGACUGGCCAGUUAUCGGGCUCCUCGCAACCGUGACCCACACGAAUCACAUUCACUCAGCUCUUCCCGCCGAGCAUCCAACACCGAACAAUCCAGUGGUGUGAUAGACUCAGUUACAGGAGAGGAGAAGGAGAUAUACAAAGCUCUCACGCGCCUGUCCUUAGGCAACUCUACUGAUGCCAACGGCUCCUUCAAGGCGAUUCCGUCAUCAUUGGCCCUCUACUCCGGGGUAUAUGGGGAGAAAAACGAAAGACACGUAGAAAUCAUCAACUUACUGCGUAUGGAACGUGGAGCCCGGGACCCAAGAACUCAGGAUCGAAACUUCAGGGAAAUGGUAGUAAAAAAGUUUCGCGAGCUUCUGAUUAGUGCGUCUACACGAUGA